Aplysia californica (California sea hare) is the source of this 2828-nucleotide messenger RNA. RefSeq lists its product as uncharacterized. The record is from RefSeq and is a predicted model, not a curated record. Gene Ontology annotation, biological process: neuropeptide signaling pathway. Gene Ontology annotation, molecular function: G protein-coupled peptide receptor activity. NCBI's taxonomy places the organism in Eukaryota, Metazoa, Mollusca, Gastropoda, Aplysiida, Aplysiidae. Gene Ontology annotation, cellular component: membrane.
GUACUUCAGCAUCUGUCACCCAUUCCUGCACGUGGUCACCCCCAGGAGAGCGCGGGUGUCCAUCUUGUGUCUGUGUAUGUUCGCCUUCUCUCUCGGAACAAUCACCGCUUGUAUGUACGGCGUGUAUGAGCUGCGUACGGAGAACGUGACGCGUGAGCUGGGAGAGGUGGACUGGUGCAGUAACGACACCGCUCACCUCAGGUUCGGGCCCGGCACGACCACACAGGUGGGGGACAGCCUCGUUCUCAACGCCACGGUCAGCUCUGGGGAGUACAGCAUCAGCCCCACCCUCGGCAACCCCUCCCCCUCCUCCGCCUCCUCCUCUCUAUCAUCAUCAUCAGACGACAUAUCCCCGUCAGCUGUUGUAGAGAUCGUCAUCAACAACAGCAGUUUCCAACAUGGCGCCGGAAUGGCCGGAAGUGGGCGUGAUAACAUGACUUCCGGUUCCGGUGGAUCACUGGGAGGUUGGGCGGGUGGUGAGCGUGAGUCCCCGCGGGUGUGCACGAGACAGGAGAGCUCGUGGGUGUACAACGGCGGCCUGUGCGCGGAGAACGAGAUCAUCUUCACGGAGGAGUUCAUCGUGCUGUACCAGAAGGUCUACAUGUCCUUCUUCGUCAUCUCUCUGCUGGUGGUCUUCACCUUGUACUUCUUCAUCUAUCGCUCGGUCGUCAGACGCCGCGCUUGGCGCAGGAAGCAGAAGUCGUGGUCUCACUCACCCAUGACCAUGACAGCCGCCGCGGCCACGGGGGGGAGCAAGGACACGUGCAAGAGCCGCUCGAUGACCACUCACACCACACUCACCACCCCCGCCCCGGGGCCCGAGAACCUGGAGCUCACGUCAUCGGGGGUCACAGGUCAGGCGGUUGAGAACUGCCCAGGGGCGGUGGGUGACGUCACAAAGGACGCUGCAGUUGCUGGAAGUGACGGUGGUGGUGGUGGUGGUGAGAACAAAGCUAACGACAAAUCCGGAGAGCGCGGGGAGGACAAUAAGCUUCUCCCAUCGGCGACUGACGGCAACAACACCUCCUCCACCAACCCCAUCAACACCACCAACGCCAACAACAUCAGCAACAGCAUCAACAAUGUGAACAACGCCAAUAACCUCAACAACACCGCCACCACCACGAAUGACGUGUUGAGUCAGAAAAAGCCAAGCACCCCCAGCACCCCCUCCCCCCGAACCACGUCUAUGAUCACCAUCGCUAAGUCUGGAACACACGAGAACGGGGUGGAGACUUCCGCUCUGACGUCAUCAGCGGAGAAGAAAACGAACCGCGAGAGGCGAGACUUUAACUUCCUCGCCAACAUCCGCACGGCCGGCAUGCUUUUUGUCGUGGCCAUCGUCUUCAUCUUCAGCUUCCUCCCCGCCUGGCUGAUGGCGACCAACAUCGCCACCUACCAAAUCUUCAUCUUCUACAUGCACUUUCUCUACAACGUGGCCAACCCCGUCAUUUACGCCUUUAUGAACCAGUCUUUUCGCAAGGAGCUCAAGCGAGUGUUCCAAAGAGGUACCCAUUUCUUGAGAAGCGCCUGAGCUCCAGCCUUUUGCCCUGUUCUAUAUUACUCCUUCCCAGCCCUAUUGCCAUCAUAGAUCCUCCUUUUUGAACUGUCUUUGUGCUAGACUUCCCUCGUUCCUAUCAUGAGUUCACCCGUUUUGUGAUUUGGCCUUCAGUUAUCCCCCCUACAAGUACCACCCUCUAGUUAUUGCCCCUUCCAAAUCAUUUCGCUAUUUUAAGUAGCUUCUUGUUUCAGUUCACCUUUCUUCCAAGAUAUAGAAUAUUAUCCCUACACCGAAUAAAAAUUACAUUCAUUAUAAAAUUAUGAUAAAUGACAAUCUUAGUUGUUAUAAUGAAGUCAACCAUUGUGAUUUCUUUUUAACUUUCUCGCGGUUUUUUAAAAUAAUUUUUUUAAACAAACAGUCAAGUUAAAAUUGCUUUAAUUUUGAUCGUUUUCAUCGCUGCCUUUCUUUUUCUAGUAUUAUUAUUAUCAUCAUCAUCAUCAUCAUCAUUAUCAUUAUUAUUAUUAUUAUCAUUAUCAUUAUUAUUAUUAUUACUAAUGUUGCAUGAACAACAUCACAAACGCACACAGACAUUUCAAGGACAGUUCCAUCCAUCCUGUACCUGGCCACCCUAGCACAGCUUUAGACGAACACACAGCCCGGGGCUCUAGUCCUAGUAUACCUUGUGCACAGUCACGAGCCUUUGGGCCGUAAAUCAAAACUCCAAACUGGAAAGGGAACUUAAUCCAAUGAUUUAUUGACGUCUUAAUCAUGUCUAUAGACGGAUUGGUCAUAUAAUGAUAAUGCUAUAGUAAGGCUGCGCCAAUUGAAGGAGUUUGGUUCACGGAUUGCGGCUACGUUUGUGUACAAAAAAGCUAGAACGUGACCUAUUCUCUCCACACGCUAGGACUAUGACAGUCUUGCCAGGUGAUCAUUGACCGCAGAGUCCCCGCAAGUGACAAAACGUCUAUGGCUUUAUACAUUUCUUUUUCUUAUUUUCUUUUUUUCCGUUUCUUUUUUUUUUCCUUUUUUUAGCACGUAUCUUCCUCCACAACUGAUAGAUCUUCCUGGUUUUUCUGUUCAGGAGGAUGUUCUUUUUGGCUCCACCAGCACUUGUGUCAUCUUGUGACGAAUGAAUCAAUGAGUUGUUGCUGGCUGGUACUCUCUCACACCCAACACUUGUGUCAUCUUGUGACGAAUGAAUCAAUGAGUUGUUGCUGGUCUGGUACUCUCUCACACCCAACACUUGUGUCAUCUUGUGACGAAUGAAUCAAUGAGUUGUUGCUGGUCUGGUACUCUCUCACACCCAACACUUGUGUCAUCUUGUGAC